CUGAUGCAAUCAAAGGCAGGAAAAGCAUUUAGGAAGUUUCUUCCCCUCUUUGAUCGUGUCCUGGUUGAAAGAUGUGCAGCUGAGACAGUAACCAAAGGAGGCAUCAUGAUUCCAGAAAAAGCCCAAGGGAAAGUGCUACAAGCAACGGUAGUAGCAGUUGGCUCUGGAGCCAAAGGAAAGAAUGGUGAGAUUCAGCCAGUGAGUGUGAAAGUUGGUGAAAAGGUUUUGCUACCAGAAUAUGGUGGGACGAAGAUUGUACUAGAAGAUAAGGACUACUACUUGUUUAGAGAUGGCGACAUUCUUGGGAAAUAUGUGGACUAAACUUGUUGCAGUAUCAGUCAUCCAUUCCACUAAAAUGCUGAAAUUUUCUUUCAUCAUGUAAAUAAUGUCCUUUGUUUUAUAAUAAACAGGCACCGAGUCUCUGAAAUAACUUGUGAUCUCACUGUAAUGAUGGAACACAAAUAAAAACAUGUACAGUCAGAAAUCAGUUGCUCUUGCUUGAGCUCCAUUGAACAGUGAAAUUCAGAUGACCGCUAAACAGCCUUAAUUAUUCUAAAUGCCACCAUUUUAUAUCCGUAUCCCUGUACUGACAAUGUAAAGGUCUUUACAAUAAACUUCUAGAACU
Molecule: messenger RNA, 625 nt
Organism: Chaetura pelagica (chimney swift)
Lineage: Eukaryota; Metazoa; Chordata; Aves; Apodiformes; Apodidae
Gene: HSPE1
Product: heat shock 10kDa protein 1
Exons: 4
Coding region: 4-321 (105 amino acids)
Cellular component (GO): mitochondrial matrix
Molecular function (GO): protein-folding chaperone binding; ATP binding; protein folding chaperone
Source: RefSeq, a predicted model, not a curated record